Caenorhabditis bovis is the source of this 432-nucleotide messenger RNA. Lineage: Eukaryota; Metazoa; Nematoda; Chromadorea; Rhabditida; Rhabditidae. The record is from the annotation of a GenBank genome assembly.
AUGCUCAGUGUUGCCGGUGUUCUUAUCGCGCUUCUGUUGAUUGUACCGCGAGUCGCCACAUUCCGCGACCAAUCAGACGCCGUCAAGGGCAUCCUAAUGUGCGGCGAUCAGCCAGCAGCGAAUGUUCGCGUCAAACUCUGGGAUGAGGAUUCAGGUCCCGAUCCAGACGACCUUCUUGAUCAAGGCUAUUCAGCGAUGAAUGGAUCGUUCUUCUUAACAGGAUGGACCACCGAAACAACCCCCAUUGAUCCAGUUUUCAAAAUUUAUCACGACUGCAACGAUGAAAUUUUGCCUACACAUCGUAAAGUCAAAUUCACAAUACCUGAUAAAUAUAUCACUUCUGGAAGGUUUCCAAACGUCACAAUGGAUGCGGGUGUCAUUCAGUUGGAAUUCGAGUAUAUGAAAGAGGAGCGGGUUCUUCUAAUCGAUUGA